Messenger RNA from Camelus dromedarius (Arabian camel), 1047 nucleotides. RefSeq names its product aspartate dehydrogenase domain containing (gene ASPDH). The record is from RefSeq and is a predicted model, not a curated record. NCBI's taxonomy places the organism in Eukaryota, Metazoa, Chordata, Mammalia, Artiodactyla, Camelidae. The coding region runs from base 59 to 913 and encodes 284 amino acids. Gene Ontology annotation, biological process: NAD+ biosynthetic process. The transcript is spliced from 7 exons. Gene Ontology annotation, molecular function: L-aspartate dehydrogenase [NAD(P)+] activity; NADP binding.
UGGGGGCGGCAGCGAGCAGCCAGUGGAGGUUAGACCACAGACCAGCAAACGGAAGGACAUGGCUCUCAGCACGGUCCCGAGGAAGGUGGGGAUAGUGGGCUAUGGCCGCCUUGGACAGUCCCUUGUCUCCCACUUGCUGACUCAAGGACCAGAACUGGGCCUAGAACUUGUUUUUGUCUGGAAUCGUGACCCAGGACGAAUGGCGGGGAGCGUGCCCCCUUCCCUCCAGCUCCAGAGCCUUGCUGCCCUCGGGGAGAGGCACCCUGACCUUGUGGUGGAAGUGGCCCAUCCCAAAAUAAUCCAGGAAUCUGGGGCAGAAAUCCUGCGCUAUGCCGAUCUCCUGGUGGGGUCCCCCUCAGCCCUGGCUGACCAGACCACAGAGCAGCAGCUCCUGGAGGCCUCGCAUCGCUGGAGCCAUGCUGUGUUUGUGGCCCGGGGAGCCCUGUGGGGCACUGAGGACAUCACCAGAUUGGAUGAUGCCGGGGGCCUCCAGAGCCUCCGUGUCACCAUGGCUACACACCCCGAUGGCUUCCGGCUCGAGGGACCCCUGGCUACAGCGCACAGCACCAGGCCUCGCACUGUGCUCUAUGAAGGCCCUGUCCGUGGGCUCUGCCCUUUUGCCCCCCGAAACUCCAACACCAUGGCGGCUGCUGCCCUGGCCGCCCCCAGCCUGGGCUUCGACCGUGUGAUCGGGGUGCUUGUGGCUGAUUUCAGCCUCAAGGACAUGCACGUGGUGGAUGUGGAGCUGAGCGGACCCCCGGGCCCCACAGGCCGAAGCUUUGCUGUGCACACCCACAGAGAGAACCCUGCCGAGCCAGGCGCUGUCACUGGCUCUGCCACUGUCACCACCUUCUGGCGCAGCCUCCUGGGCUGCUGCCAGCUCCCCUCCAAGCCAGGGAUCCAUCUCUGCUGAGAAGCUUCCUCAUUCCCAAGAGGACAUCCUCAACUCAUUUACCUCCCCACCACCAGGGUCCUGCUGCUGCCCUGGCCUCAGUGUCCCCAGACCUCCCUCCUGUCCUAGUAAAUAUUGGAGGCUCUUCUCCCCGA